GGUGUGUGGAGCCAAGUCAGUGAUUUGUCCCUUUACCUCAGUGCAAUCUACCUCGUUAAGGCCCCUGGCAGCCUGGUAUCAAGGCCCUGUUCUUCAUGGUGUCUGAUGCCCUCUGAGGUCCUGGACUGAAACUCCUGGGGGUACAAUAGCCCCAAGCACAGUACCCCCUCUCCUCCUCCUGCUGAUCUUCAGGGUCAGGGAGAGCUGCAGUCCAUCAUUAUCUGUGCUGCUGCAAAACCAUUGCAGGAAUGGUCCCUGGGUGCAGCGUUGGCUCUCUGCUGUAGCAGAGGGGCUGUGACAGCUGCUUUAAAGGAGCUGAAGCACAUUCAGCCAGGGCAGAGUUUUUCUAAAACACCAUGUGACCCCAGUGGAAGGCAAAUAUUUCUCCGCUCCCUCAUCAUGGAGGCUCAGGCCCUCGUGUCUACCUGGAGCAUACUGCGAGAUCAGGGCCUUCCUCUCUAAUCAGGCCAGUGAUUUUUCCUUUCAGAGGGUCCUCUAAAGCAGAAAGAACCAAGUUCUCCAAAGUGAUUGCUGAGAGACAGGCCCUAGUCAGUGUAGCAUUAGAUCUGAGCUCAGCUCAGGAUCCAGACUGACUGAACUGAGCCCUCCAGAUCCAAGGUGGGGCUGGGUCUGGAUUCUGAGCCAUGGAAGUUCUGCAGCAGGGGCCCAUCGCUGGGGUGAAGACAGCACGGACUGGUGGGUGAGGGCACAAGGCAGGGACUGUGGACACCUGGUUUCUGUUCCUCAAUUUGCCCCUGACCUGUGGCAUGGCUUGGAGCAAGCCCCCGGGCCUUGCUGUCUGCCCUCCUGACUGCUGGCACUCCUAGCAGCAGCUCCUAACACAGCUUGGGUGGGUCUCUAGGUGCUACUGUAAUAACCAUGAUAAAGACCAAGGCUGGAAAAUCUUUGCUAUGGAGACAAGUGCUCUCUGGGGAGUCUCCCCUGUCCCUUUGUGAUGUCAUGGCGGGGGUGGGUCCCUUUGUGACACUUUUGCUUCUCUGGCUGAGGAGGAGAGGAGCAGCUGCCAACAAGAGCUUAGUGAGCUAUAUGACCUUUAUGUGCUCCUGGAGCACAGCGAGGAAUGAGCAGCACCAAACCUCACCACAGCUAGUGCCCGGUGGAGGAAGGCAGCUACGUUGGACAUGGAUCUGACUGUGGAAGAUAUUGAGGACAUGCAGCUGGAUUCACAAGGAGAAGUGCAAGCAGACAGGUCAAAACUGAUUGGCAGCCAUGACAAGGGCAUGAGCAUGAUAGUGCUCACCUUAAAUGGAGUUGAGGUGGAACCCAUCACCCCAGCAGCUCCAGGAGAACACCCACUGAAUAGGGGCACAGACCAGAUCAUGGAAGUGAUCUGUGGCUUCUUGGGAGCUGCCCCAGGGCACACAGCACAGAUGUCAGAGGGGCUGAUCCAAGUCAUGAAUGAAGACAGCUGCUGGGGUUCAGAAGGGACAGGCCAUGAACCUAAGGCAAGAGGACCAGAGUCAUCAUUUGUGACCACACCCAAUAAAUCACUGCUGUGUAUGAAGGAAGAAUUGCUGGCCAGCCUGGAGGAGCCCAGGGAGCUGGGGAAGCAGAGAGGCUACAAAAACAUCAAGUCUACAAUGGGGGAAAAGACCCAUUCCAGGGUUGGUGAUGACACUGAGGGCAGCUGUGAGGGAGACCAGCAGGAGGUGACUGAGCAACAGGGUAGAGGAUUAUCACCUGGUACAGACACUUUGCUUGAGCACCAGGACAGAAAUCUGCCCAGUGAACUGAGAGAGGAGGACUCCUUCUUGCUGCAGGAUGGCAAGAAGGAGCAAGAGAGCUUGGAAGUCAGCCUGGAGGAGCUGCUGGUCCCCAUCCUUAGGAAGUCGGACCUGUGCCAGGGGGCUGAGUCCCAGCACUGUUUGCCAGGAGUGGUCACCAUCACCUGUCUGGCUGAGUCUCCCAGCUUAGAUGCCUCUGAUAGGUUGGAGUGCCAGCUCCCUCCCAGCUCUGUGUUCAAAGCCUGGGCAAAGUUAGGCCCUGGCUCUUGGCUGGGCCCUCCCCUGGUCUUUCCACACAGGAAGGAUGGCAGGAUUCACUGCAUCAGGUUAUUCCCUAAGGGCUUUGGGCCAGAACUGGAAGAGGGGAUCAGGCAGUGCUGUACAGGCUGGGUGGCCAGUGCUGGGACUUUAUUGUGCAAGGCCAAGAAGCUGUUUUCUAGUUAUCAGCUCCACUCAACUGAGGGUGCCCAGGUAUCAGGAGCACAAGAGGCUGCUCUCAUUGCUGCCCUUCAGAAGACAACACUGCCUGGUACCAAGCCCUCCAGGCACCUGGAGUGCCCACCUGCUACCCACGCUAUGCCUGCUCAGCCAAAGCCUGGGGAUCUCUCCCCUUUCUGCCUCCAGCGGGUUAUCCAGAGACUGAAACUACUGAUGUUGGUGAAGAAAAAACCCUCCAGUUCCUAGCAGAAACUCUCCUAUCUAAAAAUGGUUGCCAUCCCUAUUAAAAGGAAUUGUCAAGUAUGCUGUGGGUUUGGGAGUCUCGGCUGUGCUAGACAGCCUUUGCAAUACACGAGAAAUGUUCUCCCGAUCUUUGCAUAAUUGGCUUCUGCAGUUCAGGUGCUGGAAAGCUCAAGGCAAUGGGCUCAAUGUGCUCCAUCUUGGUGUCUCUAGGUGCUCACAACAUGAUUCGCUGUCAUAGGAAAGCUUAAGAAAAAAAAUCACUUUGUUGUGUGAUCGGCAUGGGUAUUUUACUGUUUUCCUCAGCUCCUGUGCAUCAACAAUUGUCCUCAUAAAGAACUGCAAGGGCUCUUGGGGCUUUCCUUGGCAGCACAGGGUUGCCUUUAAUUCAGAGAUGUAAACAUCACUUGGUCUCCCAGGCCAGGACCAUGGGCCUCCUUAUAGGCCAAAUCCAGAUCCACCUCUGGCAGCAGGGUGAGCAGCAUAAAGGAGCUGCAGGGCUGGGGAACACAGACAUUACUCAUCCCACCACUACCAAAGCACAGUCCCAAUGGGGAUCCAUACCCCAAAAUAUAGCAGUAAGCCCCAUCUCUGGUUACUCCACCCCAAAUUCCCAACACCUCCAGGAGCCCUGUGGACCCGAUGACAGCUCCACAGGCCAGAUCCAGCCACUGACUGUAUCUUUGAGAACUUUCCUUUGAUCAGGCAGGGGCUUCUCAACUCUGGCAAGUGCUGAAGUGGUUAGCAGCCUGAUGGGGGGUGCUCAGUACCUACAGAUCAGGAGUGAUUGAGACCCAGGCACCCUCCAACAAACAAUGUCAGAGCUUCAGAGGCUGCAGCAAAAUAACUCCCUAACCCAUCAUAUGUUGCUCAGUACCUGAUAUAAUCCUAGAAUUUCCAGCAAGCCCAAGAGAACAGCAGAUAUGUGACAUAGAUGCUUAGUGUCCUGAACAAGCAGCUGCUUUUAAGCACAUCAUCUUGGCAUUUCUCUUCCUUUUACCUUACAAGUCAACUUUAUGUACCAUUUCCUUGAAGCCAUAUCAGCAGGGAGCUGGCAACAGCCUGAUCUAUCCCACCACAGCUGUCCAGGUCCACUGCUAUUUAAUCUGUUUAAAACCAAGGCCCUCCGGCUCUCAGGAGGGAGAAGCCCCUGCCCAUGACUUUGCAGGAACGGGGGUUUAAGUUUAUAGUCAGUUGUUCACAGACCCAGGAAGCCUGUCACUGCCUGCUUGGGUUGCUAAGUAACAGUCAGUCUGGCCGCUAUUAAAUCUAGACCAUUCAGCAUGUACAAAAUUCAGCCUCACUGCUCCGUUUCCCAGAUUACAUGCCAUUAACAGCACUGCCCCCAAACCAGCUACAUUUCCCCUUUCAAGGGUCCCUGGAGCACCUUACCAGGCUGCAAUUCAGAAAGACAGAGAGGAGCAUUAUCAGAUUUUAGUAUGUGCCCUACAUUCUGCUUUUGGUAGGGGCAGGCAGCUCCUCUGCUUUGAAAUCCUAAGGGAAAUCUAUGCCCUUUGCCAAGGAGUGAAGUCAACUUGAACAGUUGCUAGUUGCACAGGCUAUCAUUAAAAAACUUGACUUGUUUUACAUUCUCAUGCACAAAUUAAGUCAAGUGUUCAGGGAAGGCCUCUUUCUUCUCAAGGUAGCAGAAUCCUUGUAAGAGGGCCACCAUCUUCUGCUCUACAGAUAGCUAUGAUUCCAUGAUGGGCAAAUUCUCACAUGGCACUUAUGCUUAUCCCACAUUCCCUCCUCCAUCUUGGAAGAUAGUCCCUGCUAUUCUCUGAGGGCACUGGGGUAAAAGGGUAGGGUGCCUUGCAUGGUACUCAGGAUCCCAUGAGUAAAGCAGACAGUCAAUCUUCUGCCUAAACUAUAGUUCCCCUGCAAAUGUGCCUUUAAUUAAUGCAAAAUACUGACUGCUCUCAAUAGGUGUGAAACUACACUACACUACAGGGUGAACAGUUACACAAAACUGAGACUUCAAAAGCAGCACCGUCUGACUACAGAACGCGACUGAGCUCAGGCCCAAGCUAAAAAUCUCUUCCUGCAUUUUAAAGCCAUUUAGCCAAAACUAAACCCCAAUCACUGUAUCCUGUCCACUGCUUGCUUUCAUGAACAAGACAGAACCCAGAUUCCAGAUAACAUCCUUUGCACUUGCCCUUUGAUCUUUAAAUUCUAGCCAUGGUAGAC
Molecule: messenger RNA, 4610 nt
Organism: Alligator mississippiensis (American alligator)
Lineage: Eukaryota; Metazoa; Chordata; Crocodylia; Alligatoridae
Exons: 4
Coding region: 1143-2429 (428 amino acids)
Source: RefSeq, a predicted model, not a curated record